This is a messenger RNA of Symbiodinium sp. CCMP2456, 2634 nucleotides long. NCBI's taxonomy places the organism in Eukaryota, Dinophyceae, Suessiales, Symbiodiniaceae. The record is from the annotation of a GenBank genome assembly.
AUGGCAUCGCCUGGCCGAAUGUCCAGCCGGCCAUCGCGCCUCGACAUGCUCCGGCGAGGAGUUCCAGAGGAUUAUGUGGACGCGCUGCUCGACGAGAGCUACAUGCAGCAACUCAUCGUUGCCACCGGCAAGCAGCAUCGGAAAAGACAGCGGCAACGAGAUCGCCAGAAUCGGCUCCAAAACGUCAUCCUGACCUGCCUCAUCUGCCAGGCUGUUUUGGGAGUUUGGGUUGCAUUGUACAAGACAUUCCUGCAGCCGGACACAAUCAUCAGUGCGUUUGUCACGAUGGAGAACAUAGACAUGGUGCUGAUGAUGGACACGUCGAACCACAUGAAAGAGCGACGAGAUCAGCAGCACCAGGUUGUGAAGUCCUUUUCGCAAGACAUGCAUCAGGCUAUGCAAAGACAACGAGAAGGAACUCUGCAACAGCUUGUGGAGCGAGUGGAGGAACUGAAGUUGAACUCGUCCACCGCUUUCAGCAGAUUUCUUGGCAACAUCUUCAGUACCAACAAGCCGCAGGACCACACCGGCCUGUCCGGCGGAAGGCUACGGUUUUCCACGGGCAUCUUCAACAGGAACAGCAAGAAGCUACACGACUUUACCAGCAAUCUGACUACGCAACAGGAGGCUCUUGCAACGGUCACGGCGGAUCACUACGAGUACUUCACGCACCUCAACGAGGCCAUGUCACGAUGCGUCGAGACCUUCCAGCAGGUGAAGAAGCCGAGCACGAUAAAGUAUUGCGUUCUGAUUGGUGACAACGAGGCCAUGUGCCAGAAGCCCGCAGCGAAGCGAGUGGACGAUUUCUGCAAUUUGCCUCAGAACAAGGAUCUCUGUCCACCGGAAUUAGUAAAUGUUGGAUCUCCAAUCGAGUAUGCCUAUGAGUUCGACAGUUGCAAAGACUUCGUGACAACUGAGUUCAAUGACAUCAAGCUCAUCAUGAUGUUCACCGUCUCGUCCAAAGAAGAUGAGCAGAUGCGGCUCAGGAACCCGACUUUUCGGAACUUUGUCCAGAACACGACCGGCUGUGAAAUGCAGCCAGUCUCACGCGUUGAGGAUAAGAAUGGCGUCAAGACGACAGUCGUGGAGUAUGUUGCGAAGGAGGACACGCCGCAGUCCCGCCAGAACUGCUUACACUUCAUUCUUGGGCAUGGACUGGAUGACGUGCUUGAAAAGUCCAAGUCCAUUGUGGAACUCCUAAAAUUUACAGGGCAGGAGUUCGAGGAACCAAAUUCACAGAAGGACAUGCGCUACAUAUCAUUCUUGCUGCUGCCCUUGAUCCUGUUUGCCUACUUGGGCGCGUCCGCUAUAGCACGUUGGUAUGCCAGCUUCCAGCACAAGGCGGCUCGCGUGAUGGGCAAGAAGAAGAAGAUGAUCAAAGUGACAAAGACCCUGGUCGAGAAGCCCGCGCGGAGAGCUUCCAGCGUGGACCGCUUCGCGGCUCAGCUUACAGAGGUCGAGCUGGCAGAGGUCUCCAACUUGAGGCCUUUGGUUAAGCUUGGUUCCCCGAUGACGGUGCGGGCACGCCUCAAGGGCGGCCACUUGCGUCAAAGCCCGCAGGGUGUGGCAGAUGGCAAUGGGACUCCCUUCGAUCCCAAUGCGUUCUGGACGUUCGAGCCCACCACAGGUGAGCAGGCCGCUGACAUGAUGAUGGAGGCCAAGCAGGCCGUCCACAUCAAGAACGGCAGAGGCGAUCUGCUUUGCAUCAGGGAAAACGGAGAGACGCACUUCCUGCCUCCUGCAGAGGCGGCGGCGACUGGCAGAAGAGCUGCUGAGUUCGUUGUGUCUUCCAUGUCCGGGGCGGAGGAGAGCCCAGCCAGACUGGGGGAGAACGUUCGGAUCAUGUCCGCGGCAACUGGGAAGUACUUGCGUGUGAAGAAGGAAGGUGACUGUGAUGCCAACGGUUCUCCGUCUGAGACGGAGACCCAGUUCGUAAUCGAUCAAGGUGGCCAAGCUGCUGCAACAGGCGGCAUCUUCACGUUCCGGUCAGAGCCGACCACAGACGCCCUUCUGCACGGCAAUCCCAAUGGCUCUGCACAGGUUGCUUCCGGGAAAGGGACGUGGGCCUAUUGGCUUGUUGAGAAAACGGGCGACAACAUCAGUCAAAGUACUCCGUCGUCCAAGGAUGCAGCAUCAGCAGACUCGACGUCGUUGCGGAUAGGGGACAUCGUGACAGUCAAGGCUUUGCACUCUCAACCGCUACAGGUGGAUACAGCUACGGGCCUUUGUCACACAGGCGAUCCUUCCGCCGAGAUGACCAGGCACUUGUCCCGGAGUCCUAUGGUGUGGGGGCCUUCAAACCAUCGUCAAAGUCAAGUGAAUUCUCAGAACACUGAAGGCUUUCGAGAGGUUCGCAUACCAGGUUCUGUAGAAUCAAAGAGCCGGCUCAAAGCUCAUGCCGGCUCUGUCACGGCUGAUCCCUCCGCGACACCCCAAAUUGGAGUUGACCAUAGUGGAAACGAAUGGAAACAAUAUCGUCGUGGGACAAUAGCUUCAUCGCAAUUCAUGCUUGAGCUGACGUGGUCAGCCCUGCUUUCGUAUUCGAUGGACCUGCACCUUCGGUAUCUUUCCCUAGACUCUUCAAGCGAUUGCCGUCAUCGCCUGAAACAACGUUAUCAACCUCAGGUCUCGUAA